Molecule: messenger RNA, 1927 nt
Organism: Pollicipes pollicipes
Lineage: Eukaryota; Metazoa; Arthropoda; Thecostraca; Pollicipedomorpha; Pollicipedidae
Product: COBW domain-containing protein 1
Exons: 13
Coding region: 118-1212 (364 amino acids)
Cellular component (GO): cytoplasm
Source: RefSeq, a predicted model, not a curated record
UCGGGCAUGUGGAAGCCAGAGUCUAGACUGAAAAACUUCAUGCUACGCCGAACACAUUAGGCGUAGUAGCAAAACCAUGGCAAAAUUUUCAGUGUUUAAACAAGUCACAGCUCCAUCAUGUCUGAUGAUGAGGACUGCAUCCCAGAGCUGGUGCCUGCUGAAUAUGCUCCUAUCCCAGUGCUCAUCAUCACAGGCUGUCUGGGAGCUGGAAAAACUACACUGCUGAACUACAUACUGACAGAGCAGCAUAAUAAGAGGAUAGCUGUCAUCCUAAAUGAGUUUGGUGAAGGCAGUGCUAUGGAGAAGAGUCUCUCCAUAGGCGAGCAAGGCAACAUGUAUGAGGAGUGGCUGGAGCUGAGGAAUGGAUGUCUCUGCUGCUCAGUCAAGGACAACGGCGUGAAGGCGAUAGAAAACCUGAUGAAGAAGCGCGGACGCUUUGACUAUAUCCUGCUGGAGACUACGGGACUGGCAGACCCCGGACCGGUCGCCUCCAUCUUCUGGCUGGACAAGGAGCUGGGUAGUGACGUGUAUCUGGACGGAAUAGUUACGGUUGCUGAUGCCAAGAACAUACUCAAGGCGCUGAGUGCGGCCGAGGGCGAGGCGAAUGACGCGUCCCCGCAGACGCCGGCCAGGCAGGUGGCGCUGGCCGACCUGCUGAUCCUGAACAAGACGGACCUGGUGACGGCCGAUCAGCUGACGGAGGUGCGGGCCCGACUGCGGGGCAUCAACGGCGCCGCCCGCCUGCUGGAGACGUCACGCUGCAGGGUGAAUCUGGACUUCAUCCUAGAUCUUCAUGCUUAUGACCAGGUGGACUUUCAGAAUGUAGAAAAACAAUUCACUUUACCGGAAGGAACACACAUAGACAAGACCUUGAGUACGGUUACUCUGGAGGUCAGUGGCAGCGUGCGGCAGGAAGACUUCGAAUCGUUUGUGCACGGUCUGCUUUGGGAGAAGAACGUGCUGAACACGAGAGGUGAACCGUUGGAGAUGCUCAGGAUGAAGGGUGUGGUGAGCGUGGCCGGUCAGCCGCGGCGGCUGAUCCUGCAGGCGGUGGGCGAGAUCUGCGACACCGAGUACACCAGCCGGUGGCGGCCCGACGAAGCCCGGCUCGCGCGGCUCAUCUGCAUCGGUCGGCACCUGGACCGCGCAGCGCUGCGCACUGCUUUUGAGUCGGCAGUGCCGGUCCAAGCUGAAGACUCAUCCGCUGUGUGACGUCAUGGCUGGCGGUGUGACGUCACAGUCCGCCAUAGCUCGUUUUUUGCAUUGGUCUUGGACAUGUCGCUGUUCGCUGUUGCCCGGGCCGGAUGUGCGCCGUGCGAAAUCGACCCGUGAUUGGUGGAUUUAUAACAGAAUAUUUAUUAGACAUUCUGCAGGACAGGUUUACAGGUUGCAUGCUAGCACCUCCAGGGUUGCUCCCUGCCUUCAUUCAUCCCCGGUCGGAAGAAUGGUGCUCCUCAGUUACUGAAACAAGCCGGAAAGGUUGACAACGCACUGAGCCUCGCCAGCGGACCUCGUUAACUUCAGCCAUGGCGUAACCAGCCGCGACGCAUCCUUGCGUCUUGGCUUGGGCGUCGGUCCGACGGUGAAUCAAUAGCCGCUUGUCAAUGGUGUUCAAGACCAUAACGUAAGCCAGCGAGUUACCGCGGCGGGCUUCGGGGUCCUGGGACUCUUGUAUGCGCCGCCACCUGUAACUUUGCAACGGUGAACAUGCGAUGGUUUGUGGACUGAACGUGAGCUUUCUUCUUGCUGACAGUGAAACAUCUCGCCCGAGCACCCCUCAUCUUUGAAUGGUUUCCAUGGUAACUGAAGUGAUGUGUUGGACUCACCGAGUGAACCGUGGAACUUUUGUCUCCUGUCGCUAACUUGUGUGCAAAUGGCUACUUGUGGCAUCCUCAUAACUGCGGAAUAAAGACCAAGACUAUAAUGA